UCCACCACGAUGACUUCGGCUAACUGUACUUGCCCGCUGGCAGACUAUCAGAUGACGGUCGCCGAUAAUGGGAAGCCUACUGAAACAAUGACUAACAUAGCCGAAGGACUUGGACAUAGUAUCCGAGGCCGCAAGGAUGAUCAUAGGUUCGCUGACAUUGUCAAGGCAUAUCCAUCGCGUUUCACGUCGAGCGCUGGCAUCUCAGGGCAUCAACUCCUAAGGUGGCACGAUCGUCUUCACCUGCAGGGUCUAGUUGAGAUGACACAUGAGUUUCUCUGUACGAGUGGGAAUGGACCUCUUUUUUGGCCUGAUGGAAAUGUGAACGAGCAUGAAGAUUCAUUGAGAUACUCGGAAGAUCGGAAUGAAAUCUUUGAAGAAAUGGUCCGGUUGUUUUUCAAAUUCAAUCAGAACCAGAGAACCAAUCAAAAACGCCUUUCACGCUCGCGCAGGGCGUCACAGGAUCAUGGACGAAUCGUCAAUGCAGGUUCGGUUGACGGGCGACCUCCGGUUAGAGAGGUGCCGGUCGAAGGGCGAAUGCCGCGUCCAACCAAGAGCCCAGAUCAUCUUAAUAUAGAUUUCCCGAGUCGGAGCAGACCCGCAAACAAACCUCGUCGUAGAGUCAAGCCACGGCGAGAUCAUCGGGGCAGUUGGUUACUUGAUGCGUAUUCCGACCACGAUCAGUACAGAACCUCUGCAGGUCCGUCUUGCCGUCGGGAACGAGAGCCCACUGAUGAGCUCGCGGGGAGAUCUAGGGGCCCAGAGAAUGCUACCAUGAUUGAUCCGCCGACUCAGUCAAACGUAGAGAUGGAUGACACGACUCACAAUGGAGCAGGUAAUGGACACCCUCAGCUGAUGAACAUGGACAGAACAUCAGAAGAGCCGAAAGAGCCAGAAGACCAAGAGGGUGCAGACAAUGACAAUGGAGCCUUCUGGCCAUCGUCUGGUCAAUCGCGAGAAGUACCACAGAGUCGCCAAGGACUAUCGCGAGGCCCCUCCGAGCCAGAUGCUCCGCCCGUCGAGGAGCCAGCGUCUCCCAGACCAGAAUCCAAGACCAGCCCCAUCUUGGCGCCUGCGACACCUGCAGUUAUUCACGAUGUCCGUAUCAUUUUCAGUGUCCAGACCUUCCCGUGGCUGAACCAGAUAUGGCAUCCCGACAAGCACUUUUUCCAUUACACGCUCAAGACCUUGUUUGAAGAACUGCCCUGGCAGGGGCCGUUCCACAAGGUGGUUAUGUUACUGGAGUUCCCAGGCGGUGUGAUUAUUGAAGAUGUGCAAAGAGAUGACGAGAUGAGAUUUAGGAUCGUCUUGGCGAGGUUUGAGCAAAAGAUUGAGACGUUGAAGAUGUGCUAUGCUGCCCCAGAUCGAGAUGUCAUUCUCGAGGUUUCCCUGGAGCCAAUAGGUCGUUACCAGGAACCCAGCGAGCGAGUACAGGCUUUGUUCAGGAGGCACAUGCGAUAG
Messenger RNA from Fusarium falciforme, 1458 nucleotides. RefSeq lists its product as hypothetical. Lineage: Eukaryota; Fungi; Ascomycota; Sordariomycetes; Hypocreales; Nectriaceae. The coding region runs from base 10 to 1458 and encodes 482 amino acids. The transcript has 3 exons. The record is from RefSeq and is a predicted model, not a curated record.